Molecule: messenger RNA, 1014 nt
Organism: Papaver somniferum (opium poppy)
Lineage: Eukaryota; Viridiplantae; Streptophyta; Magnoliopsida; Ranunculales; Papaveraceae
Exons: 3
Coding region: 1-1014 (337 amino acids)
Molecular function (GO): RNA-DNA hybrid ribonuclease activity; nucleic acid binding
Source: RefSeq, a predicted model, not a curated record
AUGGUGUUUGGAUUCAGUACUAUAAAAAAUCCUCUAUAUGGCCAGAUGUUUGAUAUAAAUGAACUCCCUGUUGCUGAUAAUAAUGAAGAUAGAAGAAUUUGGAGCUUUUCCAUUACUGGAGAUUUCACAGUAGCUUCAGCAGUGGAGGCUAUCAGAAGGAAAUAUCCAAAACUUCAAUGGACAAAAAAAAGAAAUGAUGAAGAAAAUUUAGAACAUAUCCUGUGGAACUGUAAGCACAGUGAGAUUGUGUGGAAAUGGCUAGGGGACAUGUUUUGUUUUAAACACCCAAGAUCUUUUGAGGAUAUUUUUAAAUUUGUUAUGCAAAAGAGCUUUGCAGUUAAAGAAAUAUGGUUGUCCGCUGCUUUCAUUACAUUGAGAGAACUCUUGUUUUUGAGGAAUAAAUGUGUAUUUGAAAAUGAAAGUUUCAAUGAACAAAGUACCAAGACCAGAAUUCUUAAACUUACUGCUGAGAGUGAAGUAAGAAUGAAAGGCAAAAUGUGGAAUUCAUUUUAUGACUUGCAGAUUCUGAAACUUUUCAACAUGAGCCGUAGAAGAACUGUCUCAACAAGAAUCCAAGAAAUCUAUUUUCUUCUCCCAGUGAACAAUCAGAUUCUACUUUGCUGUGAUGGUGCAUCAAAAGGGAACCCAGGAAUGUCAGGAUAUGGUUUUGUUGGGAGAACUUCAAAUGGUGAAUGUAUAGUUGCUAUGGCAGGAGGUCUAGGAGUGGCUACAAACUACUUUGCAGAGGUCAUGGCUUUACUGUGUGCUGAAGAAUGGGCUAUCAAGAAUGGUAAAUUGGAGGUUAUAUUCAGAAUAGAUUCCAAAGCAGUUAUUAAAGCAUUUACAUCAGGGCACAUUCCAUGGUUUGCAGUUACAAGAUGGAGUAAGAUUACUGAAAGGUUGCAAUCCUGGUGUUUUAUUCACAGUUACAGAGAAGUGAAUUUCUCUGCAGAUUUUAUGGCUAAAAAAGGAGCAAAUAUGGCAAGGGGAGAAAAUUUACUUUUCAAAGGAUGA